Messenger RNA from Physeter macrocephalus (sperm whale), 4536 nucleotides. RefSeq names its product CD180 molecule (gene CD180). The record is from RefSeq and is a predicted model, not a curated record. Gene Ontology annotation, molecular function: protein binding. NCBI's taxonomy places the organism in Eukaryota, Metazoa, Chordata, Mammalia, Artiodactyla, Physeteridae. The transcript is spliced from 3 exons. Bases 2542 to 4527 code for a protein of 661 amino acids. Gene Ontology annotation, biological process: positive regulation of lipopolysaccharide-mediated signaling pathway; cellular response to lipopolysaccharide; B cell proliferation involved in immune response. Gene Ontology annotation, cellular component: extracellular matrix.
UCCUGCUGGCCUGAGGAAACAAGGACAAUUGUGGGGAAGUUAGAGAAAGACUUUAGCAGUUCAGCAUAAUAUAAAACCUUUUAAACGGUCAAAAUUUGCCAAAAUAAUUCAUUGGGAGAUAGUAAGCUUUCUGUCACCUGAGGCAGUUCAGGAAAGACUGGAAGAUAAUGUAGUGUGUAUGUUUUGUCCACGAAAAUGGGUGGGGUAAGAGGAGUGGAGGAGAAAAUUCAGGCAUGAAAAUCAUUUGGAUGGGGUGACCUUUAAGAGUAUGUGAUUCUUUACAACCUGGGAUCAAAUAAGGGUUUCAUUCUUGCCUCCAAACUCGACAACUUAUCUUCCCAUCUGUUUGCCAUAGUUUAAAUUUUAAUCUAUUUCAUAUUUCAGGGUAUUAUGCCCUGAAUAUUUGAUUUGAAUGCUGUGGCAGAAGGUCACUCAUAUUCAUUUAUUUUCUUUUACUCUUAUACACUUGCAGUGAGUCUUUUGAAUCCAUUAUGCAAACAUAUGCAAAUCAUAUGCAGAUAGUGUGUCCUCAGAAAAAUGACAAAAUCUUAUGGCCUUAACUGAGCCAUCAAACCUGUCUUUAAGAGGGAAAGUAAUAUGCCUUUUGAAUGUCUCUGGGGCAGGAGACAAUUUCCUGAGAGUGAUAUUUACAUGACGUUGGAAUUGGUUACUCAGAGGCGUCUUUGCCUCAUAUUCUUCACAUUUAUGUAGGACUUUGAGGUUAAGAAAGUAUUUUCACAGAAAUGAUCCCAUUGGAUCCUCAUAAUUACCCUGUGAUGUUGGCAAAACAGGAAUUGGAAUUCUUGUUUUAUUAUUCAGAUGGGAAAUAGACUCAGAAAAGUCAAAUGACUUGCCCAGGUUUGCUCUGUUGGUAAAUGAUGGGUCUGAGGCUUCAAAGUAGAUCUCUUUUCAGUCCAAGAACUCUUCCAUGACACUGUGAUGUGUGUCUUCUUCAAAGCAAGGUGGUUGUCAUCAGUCUGGGUUUGCUUGGACGGCAUUUCGCCAAAAGCAUCUUUGAAGGUGUUUUGUUGAUGAGGAUGGCAUUUUAAGGGUGACCAGAAAAGUCUAAUUAUUUGUAGUAGCCCUAGCACAGUGCCAACUACAGAGUUUCUCUAACCACCCCCCUGCUUUUUCGCAUCUGCUCUGAAAUCUCCAGAUGAAGAACUUUCUUCACACCGUACACUCUUCAGCUUUUUCAGGAGGCAAAAUUCUUCCUUAAACUAUCGGGAGUAAUAGCACAGUCUCUGCAGUGAGACUGUCUGGAUCUGAAGCCCUAAUCUACCACCUUCUAUUUGUGUGGUCUUGGAGAGGUCAUUGAUUCCUCUAAGCAUCAGUUUCUACAUCUAUAUAUAAAAUGGGGGAAAUAAUAUCACCUCUUUGAUAGAGUAUAUGAUAAGGAGAUAUCUAUAAAACAAAAGAAAACCUACUUAGACACAUAAUAUGUGCUCAAUAAAUGGUAGCCACUGUAAUUACCAUAUUAGUGGUUGUAACACAGUAGUGGUAGUAGUAUUAUUCUCUCAAGGUAUUGUGAAGUCUGAUGCUAAGAACUGGCUCUUGGAAAUGGAAUGGGAGGACAGUAAUACCAAAUAUCUCGUAUAUGUCAAAGGACUGGAGAACAGACAAUGUCUGAGGCAGCCAAAUUCAGCCCAGUGAGGAAUACAUGAACUUUAACUUUCUUUAGUCACUACCAUAUCUUGCAUCAUAAUGAGGGUAGUUGCAAUCCUGUUUCGAAGGUAUUUCUAAGAAAAAAAUAGAGCCAAGGUUGGCACCCUUAACUCUUCUCUCUCUUAGUCAGACUGCCCUGUAUAUGGCAGUGGUCUCUACUUCCCUGGGUCACCUUGGGAGGGAACAAGAGGGGAUUCCACUCCAGCCGCUUUAGCAGGCCUGAAUCACGGGGUCAAGGGAUGGAUUUUUCCUCCUCCUGUACCAAGACCAGAAGUGGGUACUGUGAAGGUGGCCAAGGCAGCAGCUCCACUCCCUUUCUGGGAUGACCCUGCUCCAUCUUGCCCUAUUCCCAGCUCCAGCACAUGUGCCCUAUGCCCCCCACAGAGUGCUCUGCCCUACCAGUAUGCCCCAGCACCUCUCCUGGUCACUCACCUAGGCCAGCUAACAAGGUGGCCUCCUCCGUGAGGACAGAUUCCUGCUCCCACAGCCUCUUCGAUGGAAAGGGACCAAGCUGUUGGAGCUGGCCAAACCGCUGAAGCUCGCCUAGGGUCACUAGGAACCAUCACCCUGAGAGUCCAUGUGACCAGCGAAAAGGAACUGCACGACUGAUUCAUGUUGGCCAGGAAAUGCACUGGGCCGUUCUGAGGCUGGGUGCUCAGCUAUUUUUGGCAAGAAUGGGUACGAUGCAGAAGGGACUUCCCCUUUUUUGCAGCAAAGAGCCAACAAAUGCUGAGCAGUCUACAGCAUUUCUUGUUCUCAGAUUACCCUUCUGAGCACUCUCUGGCUGCCAGAUUAUCGAGGCCAUCAUAGCUUGAUUCGAUUUCUCAGCUCCAGGCAUUAGCUAACCCUACCAAGCUGGGUCGCCUCGGUCCUGUGAUGGCUCUCCGUGUCGGCUGCUUCCUGUUGGCGGUGCUGAUUUCUGCCAGCUGUAAAGUCAUCACCUCCUCAAAUCCAAUGUGCACUGAGAAAGAAGCCAACAAGACAUAUAACUGUGAAAAUUUAGGUCUCAGAGAAAUUCCUGACACUCUACCAAAUACAACAGAAUUUUUGGAAUUCGGCUUUAACUUCUUGCCUACAAUUCAAAAUAUAACCUUCAGCAGGCUCAUAAAUCUUAUCUUUUUGGAUUUGACCAGGUGCCAGAUUAACUGGGUACAUGAAGAUACUUUUCAAAACCAUCAUCAACUGAACACCAUUGUGUUAACUGGAAAUCCCCUGAUAUUCAUGGCAGAAACAUCACUUACCGGGCCCAAGUUGCUGAAGCAUCUUUUCUUAACCCAAACAGGAAUAUCCAAUCUUGAGUUUAUCCCAGUGCACAACCUGGAAAACUUGGAAAGUUUGCAUCUUGAAAGCAACCAUAUUUCCUCUAUUAAUCUCCCAGAAAACUUCCCAACACGGAAUCUGAAAGUCCUGGAUUUUCAGAAUAAUGCUAUACACUACAUCUCUAGUAAAGACAUAAACGCUCUGGAACAGGCCACGAACCUAAGCCUUAACUUCAAUGGCAAUGACAUUAAAGGCAUUGAGCCUGGGGCUUUCAAUUCAAAAAUCUUUCAAAGUUUGAAAUUUGGAGGGUCUCUCAACUUAUCUGUUAUAUUGAAAGGUCUACAGAACUCUACUAUUCAGUCUCUUUGGCUGGGGACAUUUGAGGACACUGAUGACCAAGACCUCACUUCAGCCACAUUUGAGGGACUUUGUGACAUGGCUGUUGAGAGCAUCAACCUACAAAAGCACCACUUCGAUGGCUUCUCACCUUCUACAUUUCGGUGCUUCACUCGACUCCAGGAGUUGGAUCUGACGGCAACUCACUUGAAAGGAUUACCCUCUGGGAUUGAGGGUAUGAACUCUCUCAAGAAAUUAGUUCUCAAUGCAAAUAGUUUGGACCAAUUGUGUCAAAUCAAUGCUGCCAGUUUCCCAUCCCUUACAGACCUCUAUGUCAAAGGCAACAUGAAGAAACUUGACCUCGGUGCCAGGUGUUUGGAAAAACUAGAAAAUCUUCACAAACUUGAUUUAAGUCACAGUGAUAUUGAGGCUUCUGACUGUUGCAAUCUGCAACUCAAAAACCUGUCCCACUUGCAAUACUUAAACCUGAGCUACAAUGAGCCCCUUGGUCUCGAGGAUCAGGCGUUCAAAGAAUGUCCUCGGCUAGAACUCCUGGAUUUGGCAUUUACCCACCUGCGUGUCAAGGCUUCACAAAGUCCUUUCCAAAACCUCCAUCUCCUGCGGGUUCUGAAUCUCUCUCGCUGCCUCCUUGAUACCAGCAAUCGGCACCUUCUAGAAGGCCUGCUGGAUCUCCGGUAUCUGAAUGUACAAGGGAAUCACUUUCAAGAUGGGAGCAUCUCAAAGACCAACCUACUUCAGACAGUGAGCAGCUUGGAGAUUCUGAUUUUAUCCUCUUGUGAGCUCCUCUCCAUAGACCAGCAAGCAUUCCACGGCCUUGGGAAAAUGAGCCACUUAGACUUAAGCCACAACAGCCUGACAGGCGACAGCAUGGAUGCUCUUAGCCCUCUUCAGGGGAUCUACCUCAAUCUGGCCGCCAAUAACAUUCGCAUCAUCCCACCCCAUCUCCUCCCCACCUUGUCUCAGCAGAGCACCAUUAAUUUAAGUCACAAUCCCCUGGACUGCACUUGCUCAAACCUCCAUUUCAUAACAUGGUACAAAGAAAACCUGCAUAAACUCGAGGGCUCGGAGGAGACGGUGUGUGCAAAUCCCCCUGCUUUAAGGGGAGUUAAGCUGUCUGAUGUCAAACUGUCUUGUGGGAUGACGGGUAGUGGCAUUUUCUUUCUUGUAGUUUUUGUAUCCUUGCUCAUCAUUCUAUUCAUUUAUUCAGUUAAAUUUCUUCUUAGGUGGAAAUACCAGCACAUUUAGGGCUGAAGA